AUGCGCCCGGCGUUGCUGUUGAGCAAAUAUCCCAAAAAAAUUGAUUAUAAAGAAAACAUUAUUCGUCAAAGACAAAGGGAAGAUAACAGUUUACUCUCCUGGACGGUUCGCAUCCUCUUCUACCGCGACAAAGGUACCAACGAAAGGAUGGACGAGCUGCAGGACAGUACAAAUGCAAACUUAGAUUUCUGCUCACAGCUCAAGGAAGGUUUGAAACAAACCCCGCGACAACAUUUCCACUGUUGUUGCUGCUUCGUAAAUGCGCUUGCUGGCAUUGGUGCACUUGAAAACGGGAUGAAGCCUGAAAUGAAGUAA
Molecule: messenger RNA, 315 nt
Organism: Gongylonema pulchrum
Lineage: Eukaryota; Metazoa; Nematoda; Chromadorea; Rhabditida; Gongylonematidae
Source: the annotation of a GenBank genome assembly